AUGGGCCCGGGAGACAGCGGCCUGGCCGCCCCUACCCGCGCAAACGCAUCUGCAUCGGCCAAGUUGACAGAGAAAGAAGCGAAAGAGAUUGCAGAAUACGAGAAGAUUGUGCGAUUUCGCGAUGCCAUUCUCGCGGGAACCCACCCAACCAUCAAGCUCCCUGCCGGCCUCAAGGCCUCGUCCCACUCCAUUAUCAACUAUGCGAAACCGCCAUCAGAGCCUGGCGAAGUAGACACAAGGCCUGGUUCUCUCCAGCAAUCUGCUGAGAAAAUUCAGAGUCAGAACCCCAGCUUGCGACGGCCUGUAUCUGAUGAUAGCGCCGCCGCUGCUGAUUCUCGGCACCCAAAGCCAUUUGCAACUAGGACGACAGAGAUCAAUCCCAUUCUUCUUGAGAAAUCUGACGAACUUGUUAGGGCUGAAAUUCAGCUGCAGAGGCAAAGAAUAGAGCGGUCUCUGAGAGACGACAUCGAACAGCGUCGAGUCUCAAAGCAAGUGCAAGCAGAACCCGUCAAUGAGUUUGACCUAUCCGAUGUACUCGCAAAGGCUCUGACUCUUGUUCAAGCCACUACUAUACCCUUUGCCACCAAUGGAGGCUUGAUUGCUAAUCAUGAAGCUGCAAGUGAUUCGUUUGACGAUAACACCUUUUACUCCUCAAAGCAUGACACGCCCGAGUCCAACCUGACUUCGCGCGUGCGCCGAUCAACUGAUGAUGCCAUGUUGAUAGAUGGCCGCAGGCCAUCUCAGCCAAGCCUUCACGAACCCACAGACUACGGUAAUAGCACGGCAGCUUCUACGAAUAGUUAUCAUGCCGCCGCCCCUCCCUCUCAGCCUCCAUCCCAAAUCCAUGCUCCGAUGGCGAAUGUGGUCGCGAGUAGACCCGAGAAGGUGCGGGUUCCCGGGCUCAUACUCGCCAAUAAUGGAAAUCCUCCAGUUACCCAUGGCCCUGCUCCUACAGAACCAGAUCGGCUACUGCAAACGCGGUCUCGAGGAUCUGAAAACGACGAGUCCCAGUAUAAUCCAAACCAACCUCUGCUGCCACGUCCUCCCGUUAUUCGGAAUCAUGACUUGAUACCCGUUGCUCCUCAACCAGCAAAGAUAACACCUUUGACUGUAGUCAAUGUGCAAACCCCCAUCAUCGAUUCAGGCUUGGCUGAAUCUCGUGGUACUAGCUCCGACAGCUCUUCGCAGGGCGCAAGGGAUACAGAGAGGAGAAGAGGAAAGAAGAAGAGAAAGGCCGAUCGGCAAGCGCCAGAGGCCGAGGCCGGGCCACGUAUCAAAGUUGAGCCUCGUUCACAGUCACCAUCCUUGACAGCCCCAGCCUACACCAGACCCAGCAAACGCCAGAGACAGUCUCAAGGACAUGCUAAUGAACCUGGACAAUCUGAGUUGAGAUAUGCCCAGCCUCCAUCGAAUGCUUCUUACGAGCAGCCGUCACAGGUGUUUCGAGGUGACCAAGCUCCCGUGGCGUACCAAGAACCCGGCCCCGCGCCAUACCUUGCUCAAUCCGCCCCGGGCUCUCACAUUCGUGGUGAGCCAGUUGGAGAAUCGAGUCGCAAUGGGGAUUUCUCCGGUAAUCGUCGUUUGUCUGGUGAGAGCUAUGUCCGCCCUCUUCCCUCAGGCGAGAGCUACGUACGUCAGCCUCAGCCUCAACCUCAACCACGGGAUGUGGUAUCAUAUCACCCUCCACCCUCCAGAGAGAUUCAUGGCCCUGCCGCAGUGCCGCAGGUCGUUGCAUAUGACUCAUUUCGGGAACCCAUACGCAUCUAUCGGGAGCCCAUUGAUGGACCCCGCGCGAGCGUACGCCCAGAGGGUGAGUCUUUCAUAAUCCCCCCACGGCCACCAACACGGGUCAUGUAUGAGUCGUAUGGGCGGGAGUAUGUCGAGCCUGUGAUACCCUCCGGCCGGCAAUCUGUUGCUCCCCUACCCCGACCCGGAGAGCCGGAAGUGAUUUACGAGCGACUGCCAUCUCGACUUCCAUCAAGCAACAUCGGGGCUGGGCCCUACAACGAAGGCAAUGUGGUAUAUGCCAGGCCACUGUCGGUCUACGAUCCAGCAAGAAGAGUAUAUGUAUCGGAGCCAGAGUAUCCUUACGACCAUAGGGAUGGUCAGUAUCGUGAACAUCAAUUGCAGCAACGAGGAUACAUUCAGAUUGUGAGGUCUCAUGAUGGCAGAAUCAUCGAGGAGCGGCCAGCAGAAUACGUCUCACGACCGACAGGCUACAGAUCAUCGCGGUUCGAGCCUGUUCCACCAUACAUUCGUAUGCACAGCACACAUCCCGAUGCUGCCGGCAGAGAGUAUAGCGGGAGUAUCCACAUGGAUGGUCGUCAUCCAGAAGGCCCACAACCCUAUGCCAGAGAAUAUGCUGGUAGCCCCAUGCAGCGAGCUGCAACAGUUCAUCGGGAGUACAGCAUGCGACCCCCUGAGCGGUACCAUGAGCCUCACAGAGGAGCUACGAGGGCAUCGGAUGAAAUCGCCUUCAUUGAGCGGCCUCGUGGAGCAUCGCGGGAAAUUGUGUACGUGGAUGACGUCAGGCGAGAGAUCUAUCGUUGA
Messenger RNA from Trichoderma breve, 2550 nucleotides. RefSeq lists its product as uncharacterized. The transcript is spliced from 2 exons. NCBI's taxonomy places the organism in Eukaryota, Fungi, Ascomycota, Sordariomycetes, Hypocreales, Hypocreaceae. The record is from RefSeq and is a predicted model, not a curated record. Bases 1 to 2550 code for a protein of 849 amino acids.